Molecule: messenger RNA, 1089 nt
Organism: Aspergillus aculeatus ATCC 16872
Lineage: Eukaryota; Fungi; Ascomycota; Eurotiomycetes; Eurotiales; Aspergillaceae
Exons: 2
Coding region: 1-1089 (362 amino acids)
Cellular component (GO): nucleus
Molecular function (GO): DNA binding
Source: RefSeq, a predicted model, not a curated record
AUGGCUAUAUCGUCAAAAAAACAGAACGGAAUUGCAGAUGAAGAUAUCUAUAAUUUUAAUAAAACUGGAUUCGCUAUGGGCUUGGUGGCUACUGCUAAGGUGGUAACGAGAUCUGAUUGUAUAGGCAAGCCGUUUCUUAUACAGCCUGGAAAUCGCGAGUGGGUAACAUUAAUUAAAUAUAUUAACGCCUCGGGCUGGGCCCUGCCUCCGUAUAUCAUCGUCAAAGGGAAGAUGUAUAUGGAGGCCUGGUAUAAAGGCAAUGUGCCUCACUUUUGGAGAAUCAACACCUCGCCAAACGGUUGGACGAGUAACGAGAUCGGAUUGCAUUGGCUUGAAUACUACUUUAUUUCUUUAAUUAAAAAACGGCGAGUCGGGAAAUAUAGCCUCCUGAUUCUCGACGGACAUAACUCUUAUUUAACGCCUCGUUUUAAUGAAAUCUGCAGCCAGAAUAGUAUUGUUUUUAUCUGUAUGCCUCCACAUUCCUCACAUCUUUGCCAGCCUUUGGAUGUUGCCUGCUUCGCGCCGUUAAAAAAAGCAUACGGUGGUUUGAUUAAACGGCUAAUUCGCCAAGAAAUCUAUUAUAUUAAUAAAGUUGAUUUCUUGGAUACAUUUCCCAAAGCCCGAGAACUUGCCUUUAAGAAAUCGUCUAUACAGAACGUCUUUUCAGCUUCCGGCUUGGUGUCUUUCCAGCCGGACGAGAUGCUUGGAAAGCUGAUGUAUAGCCUGCGAGAGAUUACUCCUACUGAAAGUCAAACUACCACUUCUUCUAUACUAAAAACAUCUAAAAAUACAAGGCAAUUGAAGAAGCAUGAAACUACAAUUGAAAGAUUACUGCGUGAACGUACACGAAGUCCUCCGGAGUCAAUAAGAACUGCAUUAUUAUAUAUUAUUAAAGGCUGCGAAAUCGCGUUAAACAGAGCAGCCUUAUUUAAACAGAAAAAUCAUGAUUUACAGACUGCAGACGAAUACCAGACUAAGAAGAGGAAACAAAGUAAUCGCCAAUUAGCAGACCUCGAAGGAGCUACAGUUCAUAAAGCUAUACAGCUUUUUCGCCGGGCUCGUGAGGAAGAUGAAACUUUAGAAAUCUAA